CAGGGAGGGGGCGGUUCCCGGUCUACGGCGGAGCCGGAUGUUUGCCGAGCUUUGACAGGCGUGGCAGAGGGAGCAGUGCCCGGGCGCGUUCUCUCCUCUGGUUCUGUGGGGGAGCAGGCUGGCCAUGGACCCGCUGUCGGAGCUGCAGGACGACAUAACCGUGGACGACCCCAGCCAGGCUCUGAACCAGCUGAAGCUGGCCUCCAUUGAUGAGAAGAACUGGCCCUCCGAUGAAAUGCCAGACUUCCCCAAGUCAGAUGAUUCCAAAUGCAGCUCCCCGGAACCUGCCACACACCUGAAGUGGGAUGACCCCUACUACGACAUUGCCCGGCACCAGAUUGUGGAGGUGGCAGGCGAUGACAAGUAUGGGCGGAAGAUCAUUGUGUUCAGUGCCUGCCGAAUGCCCCCCAGCCACCAGCUGGACCACAGCAAGCUUCUGGGGUACCUGAAGCACACCCUGGACCAGUACGUGGAGAGUGACUACACGCUGCUCUACCUGCACCACGGCCUGACCAGCGACAACAAGCCCUCCCUCAGCUGGCUCCGGGACGCCUACCGCGAGUUUGACCGCAAGUACAAGAAGAACAUCAAGGCCCUGUACAUCGUGCACCCCACCAUGUUCAUCAAGACCCUGCUCAUCCUCUUCAAGCCCCUAAUCAGCUUCAAGUUUGGCCGGAAGAUCUUCUACGUGAAUUACCUGAGCGAGCUCAGCGAGCAUGUGAAGCUGGAGCAGCUGGGGAUCCCUCGUCAAGUGCUGAAGUAUGAUGACUUCCUUAAAUCCACCCAGAAGAGCCCGGCAACAGCCCCCAAGCCCAUGCCGCCACGGCCUCCUCUGCCCAACCAGCAGUUCGGGGUCUCAUUGCAGCACCUCCAGGAGAAGAGCCCGGAGCAGGAACCCAUUCCACUCGUGCUGCGUGAGACCAUCGCCUACUUACAGGCCCACGCUCUGGACACCGAGGGGAUUUUCCGGAGGUCGGCUAGCACCCAGGUUGUGCGGGAAGUGCAGCAGAAGUACAACAUGGGGCUCCCCGUGGACUUCGACCAGUACAAUGAGCUGCACCUGCCGGCUGUCAUCCUCAAGACCUUUCUCCGGGAGCUUCCGGAGCCCCUGCUCACCUUUGACCUCUACCCCCACGUGGUGGGCUUCCUCAACAUUGACGAGAGCCAGCGAGUGGAGGUGACGCUGCAGGCCCUCCGGACGCUGCCUGAGGAGAACUACCAGGUGCUGCGCUUCCUGACUGCGUUCCUGGUGCAGAUUUCUGCCAACUGUGAGCAGAACAAGAUGACCAACACCAACCUGGCUGUGGUCUUUGGGCCUAACCUACUGUGGGCCAAGGACGCAGCCAUCACCCUCAAGGCCAUUAAUCCCAUUAACACCUUCACCAAAUUCCUGCUGGAUCACCAGGGAGAGCUGUUCCCCAGCCCCGACGUCAAGGGGCUGUGAGCCCCGCCUCCGCCCACCUGCCCCCGGCUAUGACACCCCCGUUUGGACUCUUCCUCCUGGCAUCAGCCUUAAUAGGAGCAGGGGGUCCUGGCCAGAAAGGGGCUGGGAGCCCGCUGAUGUGGGGCUCCUCCCUGCGCCGUCCAGCCCCAUCAUGGCCCUGGAGGCCACUCGUUGUGGACCACAGACAUUUUCCUCUUCCGCCUUAUUCCUGUCACUGCCUUGGAGGAGCGGUCCCGAACCGGGCCGAGAACCAGCCCCAGCAGCCCCUUUGCCGCUCUGUCCUGCCGAUGGUGGGUGACCAGUCCCUGCCUUCCAGAUAGCUCUGGCCUGCAAGGCACCUGGCUCUGGCUCCUCACUCUGCCCAAGUCCACAAGUCCCCCAUCCAGAGUCUGGGGAGCAAGCACCCUACUCAUGACCCCUCGCCUUGCAGGUUCAGCCCUGGAGGUCCGCAGUGCCAGGGAGGGCCUGGCCUGGAGUCAGAUCCCACUUCCUGCCUGCUUCCACCUGUGCUCAGCCAACUUUCUUCAAGGGGUAGUGCCCCAGGGGUUCCCAAAACCCCCCUGGUUCUGCCAGGACUGGCAGCAUGUGCGAAAAGGCCACCCUGGCUUCCAUUACACACACACACACAGACACACUCUCUUUCUCUCUCCAUUACACACACACACACUCUCUCUCUCUC
Echinops telfairi (small Madagascar hedgehog) is the source of this 2123-nucleotide messenger RNA. RefSeq names its product Rho GTPase activating protein 1 (gene ARHGAP1). The transcript is spliced from 13 exons. The record is from RefSeq and is a predicted model, not a curated record. NCBI's taxonomy places the organism in Eukaryota, Metazoa, Chordata, Mammalia, Afrosoricida, Tenrecidae. Gene Ontology annotation, molecular function: GTPase activator activity. Gene Ontology annotation, cellular component: cytoplasm. Gene Ontology annotation, biological process: negative regulation of endocytic recycling; small GTPase-mediated signal transduction. The coding region runs from base 125 to 1444 and encodes 439 amino acids.